AUGGCAGGUGAUGAGUCUCUGAGUUCAUCGGAUGACAGUGGGUCUCCAAUUCUUACUGUUUUCGAGGAAUGCCAAUUAAGUAGUCUGUCACAUGACCGCUUGUGCAUUCAGCUAAAAAGGAUUUACGACAAUAUGCGCUUCACACAUUUUGCUGAUGAUUUUUUUGAGCUUUGUCGCUACAGUUUGGUAUCCAGUGAACAAUCGCUGUAUCGAGAAAGAACAAUUGACUUCAUAACAAAAUUUGCACUUUUUUGUGGGAAAUCAGAUGAAAAUAAUGAUCAAGAUGUGAUGAAUAACCGUCUGUUAUGGAAAUUUUUUCUGUUCUGUAUCAAGUAUAAUGAAUGUUUAAAUCCUGCUGUACGAUUUCGGUGUGCGCAAAUUAUUCAUAAAUUACUUGAUGGUAUCGGAGACAAUGGAGUAAUGCCUGAAAAGAUAUACGAAAGACUGCAAAGUGUGCUAUUACGCCGUGUCUUCGAUACAAAGGUUUGUGUUCGUAUUGAGGCAAUUCAGGGGAUUUCACGUAUGCAGGACCCUACUGAUACUGAAUGCCGUGUAGUAGAGGCACUUAUAUGGCUUACACGUCAUGAUCCUUCAGCUGAGGUGAGACGUACUGCCUUGGCAGCAAUGAUGCUUACUACACGGACUUUGCCGAUUCUUGUUGAACGUUGUCGGGAUGUCGCUGAUAGUGUACGCCGUACUGCUUACAAACUUUUGUCUUCUCGUUCUAUUUUGCGACCUUUAUCGAUUGCGAAUCGUAUUCGUAUUCUACAGCUCGGAUUGUCAGAUAUAUCAGAGGAUGUUCGUGAAGCAGCUAAGGAAUUGGUUUUGUCUUGGUUUAAUGCAACGAAUAGAGAUCCAGUCCAACUCUUAAGACGAUUGGAUCCCGAAGGUGAUCCGGCAGCAAGUCAAAAGGCCUUAGAUAGUCUUUUCGGAAUCCUAACAUUGAAUGAACUAGUCAAAAUUGUAGAGGACUGGUCAGCGAAUUAUUUGAAUCCUGAUAUGCGAACUCUCAAAGCUGAUUGUCUUACAUCUGAGGCGACAUUUUUCUGGCGGGCCUUAGUCGAAUUUAUUGACAAGAAAGAGAAAAAUGCCUGUAGAGCGAAAAGCAAUCUACUAGUGCUCAAUGAAGAUCACGACGAUGACGAAGAAUCCAAUGUAUUACAGUUAUUGGCUGAUCUAGUUCAGCCAUCUGUGACUGCUUAUGUUGAUCUGGCUAAAAGUGUUGUAGAGAAACUUGUUCAAACCGUUCUAGCUCAAGAAUUUGAUGAAAAGGCUAUUGAACUAGAGUGUGUAGUUGAACAAAUUCUAUCAAUGGCGAGUUCCCUUGAUCUCAGCGACGAAUUCGGUCGAAGACGUCUUGUAUCGUUAGUUCGUGAAUGGAUAACUAGUCAGCAAGUUUCGGGUACAUUGGCACCUCAAUUGUUAAAGUUGUAUGGAAUUUUAGAACCAAGUUCGCGACGUUGUGUAGACAAUGUUAUUGAAAUGAUUAAUGAGUUGUGUUAUUCAGUGGAACCACAGAGUGCAGCGAAAAAGGAGAUAGAUUUACGUUUAAAGAUCGCUAGUCUUGAAGUUCAAUUUGAGCGUGCCACAGAACUACGAGAUGCUUUUAAUGAAUUAGAUAGUGAGCGUACAAAACUGUUACGAGGAUUACAUGGACGUGUUGCUACCUUUACAACAGAAAAACCGUCAUCCUCAACAGAUACUGACGAACAGGUGAAUAGUGAAAGUAAAGUAUUCUUCAAUAAUGAUGACAAUGGAAGCGGUUCCGGUUUUCCAAAUAGUAAUCAUGUUGGCAAUGAUGAGAAUGAAGGAGCUGAAAACACAGCUGAGAGUCUUCUUCAACGUUGUUCAUCUGCUGUAUUAUUCAAAGCAAAUAGAAUGGCUUCUUCAUUGCGUUCAUUAUUGGAUAGUCUGAUAUUACCGAGUAUACAACAUUCAGAUGUUGCUGUACGUAAUCAGGCUAUGUUGGCGUUGGGUCUGUGUUGUUCAAUGGAUUUACCACUGGCUCUACAGCAUAUUCAUGUGUUUUACUCAGCUAUGCGCGUGGAUCAUUUGAUGAUAAGUGAAACAGCUUUAGGCUGUAUUGUAGACUCCUUGUUAGUCUUUGGAUUUUUGCCAUUCCACGAUGUGAAUAUCAAUCCAAAUGCGCGACUGCUACCAGCAGAUACUUCUGGAGCUGCUGAUGGUGAUGGUGACGUAGAGGAGAUCUCAACGUCUUAUCAUGAUUAUGUUGUGUUGACCCGAGGAUUGCAUCGAGGUUCUAUACUGUCUGCAAAUCGGUCAAAUCAUUCUGAGAGUGUAUUGGUUCGAUGUGAUGAAAUGUCAGAAACAGCGUAUCGUCUGUUGAAGCCAAUCACUUCCAUUUUAGAGAAGGAAGAUGAUGGAUUACAGUCAACUGCUGCUCUUGGCUUGGCUAAACUCUUAAUCCAUAAUCGUAUUGUCUCAAGUCAUAUCCUCAGUUUACUCUUAUUGCUAUGGUUUAGUCCGUCUAGUGUGGAUAAUCCACAGUUACGUCGUGGUUUGGCCUCUUUCUUCUCUGACUAUGUUUGUCCUAAUGGAAUGGGGAUGGGUGCUUUUGAGCAUCAGUCAGCACUGGCUGACGCUGUCCUGCCUACAUUGUCCACAUUGAUUCGUGCACCAGCAUGUUCACCAUUAUCUGAAGUUGACGCGUAUGGUGUGGCUAGUCUACUAGCUCGUCUAACAGAUACAACACAUUUGAUGGGAAAUCAGUCAGAGGCGAAGAAUGUCUCCGCUGGUGCUGCUGCAGAAAGGCCUACUCAUAAUAAUGGUGAAGAUGGAUGUCCAAGUACAAAUGAACCGAAGCCAGUGUCAAGUGUUGCACCAGAGAGUGAGAAAAUUAACAACCCACAUCAUGAUCGAUUGGUAACGAUUUUGGCCAAUGAAGUGUUGAAAGCUCCACAAUCAGCUGAGGCUAAGUUAUAUCUUCGUAUGCUUUUCCAACUACGACCGUCUACAGAUAAUAUUCAGAUCCAUAAAGAAUUAUUGAAACUUAUCGAGUCUAUGGCAAAGUUUGCUGAUACAACACUGAAAUUAUUGCUUCAUCGUUUUCAUAAACAACUUGUUGACAAAAUGCAACGUCUUGGUGUUGAUCUGUCGAAGUUGAAUGAAACAGUUAAACCUCAAAACAGUGAUGGUGAUGCUGGUAAGGACGAAUUGACUGCUUCAUCAUCUCAUUAUAAUGAAUAUAAUGCUAGUGAUCAAACCUUGGUGGUUGAUGAAAAUGGUGACCAACACCAACCAACUCAUCGGGUUACAUUGCUUGGAUCUGCACGUGUCAAUUUUCACCUGCUUAGUUCAGCUGAACCGGGAAUUGAAAAAAACCAUGGAAAUGCAACAAUGAAAUUUUCACAGUUGAAUAAAACUCUUGCUGGUGGUACUUCAAUGCUUGAUAAGUCAUUGCAGCAAAACAUAUUGGCUUUUUCUGAUGAUGAUUGUGAUUCACAUGUUACACCUACACCAUUCCGUAGUACAGUUCCUCCAGUUAAAAACAAACGGAAGAAGGCCAAUUCAACUGCUUAUCAGAGGAAGAAGCAGAAGUCAACUAAUGUGAACUCCCGAAACGUUCCACCUACCAGGGCUAAUCAUCAAAACCUUAUUUCAGAAACUUAUGAUGAUGAUGAUCAUCAUCAUCACGACGAAAGACCAAGCAGUUCUGUUGUCAGUCAUUCAGUACCUCGUAACCAUAGUCGAACUCCCAAAAAUUCUAGACAAUCUGACACACCAUCUUCAGUGUCAUCAAGAUCAACUAAAACUUCUGGACGAUUGACUCGUUCUUCUUUCCGGAUAUCAAGUCGAAGAUAG
Messenger RNA from Heterobilharzia americana, 3822 nucleotides. Lineage: Eukaryota; Metazoa; Platyhelminthes; Trematoda; Strigeidida; Schistosomatidae. The record is from the annotation of a GenBank genome assembly.